GUUUUAUGGAUACUUUAUCUAAAAGUUAUACAGAUAGUAUAUCCAGCUAUUUGGUCCAACAUGAUCAAGAUGCUAUGGAUCAAGAGUCCAUUUGCUCUUAUUCAACUCAACCUAGUUACACAAUGCCAAUGGUUCAAGAAAGGAGAACAUUGUCAUUGUAUGAGACAAACGAUAGCUUGCCAGAACCAACGCCUUUACCCAAAUUACAAAUGUUGAUUGUAGCUAUUUUGUUGUUUAGUGAACCAUUGACAUCCACAAUUCUGUUUCCUUUUAUUUAUUUUAUGCUGAAAGACUUCCAUUUAUCAGACGAUGAAAAGCAAAUUGGUUCUUAUGCUGGAUGGAUUACUUCUAUGUUUUUUGUUGCUCAAUUCUGUACUGCUAUACCGUGGGGUAAGAUAUCAGAUCGGUAUGGAAGAAGACCUGUCUUAUUGACUGGCUUGAUUGGUAAUUCUAUCUCUGUCUGCUUAUUUGGUCUUAGUCAAAGUCUUUGGUGGGCUGUGGGUAGUCGUGCCCUGUGUGGGUUCAUGAAUGGUAAUGCAGGUGUAGCACGUAGUUUAGUGAGUGAAAUUACAGACAGUACAAACAAAGCCAAAGCAUUUUCUAUCUUUGGGUUCUGUUGGGGUGCUGGUAUGAUUGGCGGUUAUCUUGCAAGACCAGUAGAGCAAUUCCCUCACUUAUUUGCUCAUUGUUUGUUUCUAAAAGAAUAUCCUUAUUUCUUGCCAUGCUUUGUAUCAGCCUGUGGGUCUAUGAUUGGCUUUACGAUUGGCUAUGUCUAUCUUGAAGAAUCGAAUCCAAAUGUACUUGCUAGGCAUAAAUGGCAACAUGAAGGGGAACAAGACGAGACCACCUAUCUCUUGAGACCCAGUAUACCCAAAAGUGGAUCUCUUCGCCAUAUCGCGACAUCUUCUGUGAUUGUGAUUGUCUCCUAUUCUGUCUUUGGUUUUCAUGCCAUGGUAUUUGAUGAAAUCUUGCCUCUGUACUUUACUGCUCCUGAUCAUGCAGGUGGACUCGGUAUUUCAGCCACUGAGUUUGCUCAGGCAUUAUCGUUUUUUGGUAUACUUCAGUUAGUCAUCCAGUUUGUGAUCUAUCCACGACUGACGAGCAAGUUUUCUACACUGACACUGUGUAGAAUGGCCUUUUUUGGGCUUAUUCCUAUUUACUUUUUGUUUCCUGAACUAUCACAACUAAGUCAUUCAAGCUGGAUUUUGCGUGUGGUCUAUAUUGUGUUACUUUCUGUUCGUUUCUUUGGUAAUUGUUUGGCAUUUACAGGUCUGGGUGUAAUGGUAAGCACAUCCGCAUCACCCGAGAUUCUAGGCACUGUGAAUGGGUAAGCCCUACUGUAGGUGGUACCUUAUGGUCAUUUUCUUUAAAAGACGGCAAUAUAUUUCCAUUUGAUCAUCACUUGGUGUAUUAUUUAAUUGGUUUAUUGACCAUAUUUAGUUUUAUACAAUCCUUUUCUAUACCUACAUCAGUAGCAUUAGGAGGCAAGAACAAAUAAAAUGGAUUGCAUAAAAAAAAAUUUUUUUUUUCUUUUCUUUUCCUUUCUUUUCUUUACGCGUUUUAUUAUGUC
Messenger RNA from Gilbertella persicaria, 1570 nucleotides. Its product is annotated as major facilitator superfamily domain-containing protein. Gene Ontology annotation, molecular function: transmembrane transporter activity. The coding region runs from base 6 to 1331 and encodes 441 amino acids. The record is from RefSeq and is a predicted model, not a curated record. Lineage: Eukaryota; Fungi; Mucoromycota; Mucoromycetes; Mucorales; Choanephoraceae. Gene Ontology annotation, biological process: transmembrane transport. The transcript has 6 exons.